Molecule: messenger RNA, 1458 nt
Organism: Eimeria tenella
Lineage: Eukaryota; Apicomplexa; Conoidasida; Eucoccidiorida; Eimeriidae
Product: serine/threonine protein phosphatase, putative
Exons: 11
Coding region: 1-1458 (485 amino acids)
Biological process (GO): mRNA splicing, via spliceosome
Cellular component (GO): nucleus
Molecular function (GO): RNA lariat debranching enzyme activity
Source: RefSeq, a predicted model, not a curated record
AUGAAGGUGGCCAUAAACGGCUGCUGCCACGGCGAGCUGGACGCGCUUUAUGAGAUGCUGCAGCAGCUCGAAGAAAAAGAAAACAUAAAAGUGGAUCUUUUGAUUUGCUGCGGAGACUUUCAGAGCCUGCGGUCCGAGGCGGACCUGCAGUACUUCCACGCGCCCCCCAAGUACAAAAAACUCAAAGACUUCCACCUUUACUUCCGCGGCCUCAAAAGGGCCCCCCGCCUCACUCUCCUCGUCGGCGGCAACCACGAGGCCCCCAACGUCCUCAGGCAGCUCUACUACGGAGGAUGGCUGGCGCCGAACAUUUUCUUUUUGGGAUAUUCGGGAGUUGUUAAUGUUGGCGGAAUUCGCAUUGCGGGCCUCUCCGGCAUUUACGACAAACGGCACUACCAUCUCGGCCACUUUGAAAAACCUCCCUACAACGAAAGCACUAGUCGCAGCGCUUACCACGUGCGGGAGUUUGAGUUGCUGAAGCUGCACUGUAUUGAGGGCCACGUGGACAUAAUGCUGAGCCACGACUGGCCGGAGGGCAUAUACGAGUACGGAGACAAGCAAAGUUUGUUGAAGAGAAAACCUUUAUUUAAAAAUGAUAUAAAUAAUAAAUGUUUGGGAAGUCCUCCUUCGAUGGCGUUGCUGAAGAGCAUGAAGCCGAGCUUCUGGUUUUCGGGACAUCUCCACGUUUUCUUUCCCGCCAUUUAUUUCCACGACAAAAAUCUGCAAACUAAUUUUCUGGCACUUGACAAAGUGCUUCCCGGAAGAAGCUGCCUCCAGGUGGUGGACAUACACCCCAAAGUCCCCAACAAGUACCUCAAAAGGCCUUCGCCCCAAACCAACAUUCAGCAAACCCUCACAGUCGAAUUUGACCUCGAGUGGCUCGCGAUCCUCCGCGCCAACCAGAAUCGCAUUCCGCUGUCUGCGCAGCGCUGCAGCAACUCCGUAGUCUGCCCUUCAGAGGAAGACCGUCUGGCCGUUUUGCGGAAGUUGCGGGAAAUGUUUGGAGAGAAAAAAGAGAAAACAAAAAAUGAAAAUGAAAAAAAUAAAACAAAAGAAACAAAAGAAGAAACAAAAGAAGAAAUAAAAGAAGAAGCAAAAGGAGAAAUAAAAGAAAUAAAGCGAGACAUGAAAGAAGAAAUAAAUCAAAUAACUACAAAAACAUAUAAAGACGCAAAAGAAACAAAUCUGGAAGAUAGAGAAGAAACAAAGAAAAACAAAAAUGAAAAAAACGAAAUUAAUAAAAACGAAGAAAACCCCAGAGAAGAAGACAAAACAAAUCAAAUAAAUCCUCCUUUUCAGGAUUUUGCAAAACAAAGAAAAGUCAUUCUUAACAUAAUUGGAGCACAAGACAAAGACCCCUUCGCAGACAACCCUGAAGAGCCCCGCAUUCUUCCCAAGGGGCCCCCCUUGGUGAGGCGCGUCGAGGAGGAGAUUUCUUUGGACCUUGACGAACUCUAA